UGAUUCCUUCUUUCUAUGAUAGUACAGAUUGGAAGCAAUGGUAUGAAAAAGAACACAGAUGUAGUCCAAACCAAACAACCUGUCACAAAUGGACUUGAUAAGAGUCAGGUACUUGUGCCAGGGGAAGGUCAAGAUGGUAGUGGUGGGGAACAUCAUAAAUACAGCUCCAAUUUGUCCAAGAUUCGAGAGAAUCAUCUGGCCAAGAGGAGAGAUUAUAUAAGACAGAAUAAGAUGCCAGAGCUUUCAGAACUCUCAGAGAAAGAUUCACCAGACAACAAUAACGAGGAAAAAGCUGAAACUGUGAUAAAAACUAAGGAUGACACUCCAUCAUGUGAGAUAAAUGGUGAUGUCAUAAUGCCCAGUAUUCCAAAUGAAUUCCUUCAGAAACUUGGUCUUACUCAAGAUGGCAAAAGUUCUGAAGAACUCUCUGACCAGGAAAUAGAGAGUAAGUUCACCAGUCUUUCACUAGCCUUCAAAACAGAUUCCCAGACACUUGAGAAACGUCUUGAAAUUCAAGAACGAUCUCGGGAUAUUGCUGAACAAAAUGUGGACAAAGAAUUACAGGGUCUACGUAUUGGUCUUGAGACUCUCAACCAGAUCUGUACGGACCCUCAAGUACGAGAAGUUCUUACAAAGAUCCAGAACCAUAUUGAUAUACUAGAGAAGUCUACAGCGCGAGUCUCUAGUCGAGCAGAAGUAUUUGGUGCUAUACAACAGGAGAAGAGAAUGAGUAAAGCUGUAGAUAUAAUGGUACACCAUGUUGAGAAUAUUAGAAGGGUACAUGAACGAGAACAUGCAGAGCUAGAGGAAGCUAGGAAAUUAUUACAAGACAGUAGAUCUCUGGCACCGUCAACCAUUGAUUUGCCAGGUGGUGAGAUGUUGUCAAGGAGAUCUGCCUCUGUUUGCCAAAACAGUAUGUUUGGAGGAAAAUUAUCCCCACAAGGGGCCCCAACUUUGAAUCCUAUGACCCCAUCAACAGCUAAAGCAAUUAAGCUACUGAAGGCUUCCAGAAGACGUGUGAGUGAGAUAGCCCUUCCUAAAGUCCUAGGAGGCACUGGAGCUGCAACAUUACACCCAUCAGCUUCUAUGGAUUCAUUUUACACGGAGAUCCGUUCUCCGCGGGUUCCCGGUCUGUUUAGGGCUGGAACUGACAGCUCAAUAGAGGAGGAUGAGGGAAACAUGCAUACAGCUCAUAUCACCUCUGAGUCAAACUCUCUGAAUCCUAACUUUGAAGCAGAUGCACGUAGCAGAUUCCAGGCAGUGAUUGCAUCUACGACAGUAAAAACUGCAGUAGCUAACACAUUACGGCGAGCAUCACUAGAGAAACAGAACCAUGUGCAGCAUGUAACUCCGGCAAACACACCCCAAGUUUCCCGCGAUAAUUCAUCAGAUAGCCCAAACAAACACAUUGAUGUUCAAGAUAAAGAAAAACAAAAGAAUUUAGAAGAAGAAGCUUUUAAAAAGGGAUAUGAGCAAGGUAUGCGUGCAAGUCUCGGUCAAGAUUUGUCCAGUCUACGAGAACAACAGAAUAACAUCAAUGAAAGUUUGGGAGAAAUUAUGGACUCUAUUGAUAACCAGAUCGAAGAACCAAAAAGUCUAAAAGAAUUGCUGACAGAGCGUUUUCAUGAAGCGGUACCAAAGAUUAAAAUAUCUGGUUGGAGAAUAAGAAUGACAAUGGGCUGUUUCUUCAUAGUGAUGGCAGUACUAUCAGUGAUUAUCUCCCUUUUCCCCGCCAGCUCGGCAUCUCUCAUAGACUAUAGACAUUAUGGCAGACCACCACUUUAAUGUUACACAUUGUUUAGUUUUAUUACAUUUUACAAAUUUCGGGACAAGCUUUAUUUUUUUCGAUUGUCUUUCAGACAAGAUUUUUAAUUUUUGAAAUUUUGUUUUCGAAACAUCUUAAGUUAGAUGUUUUUCAGCUGUUGAAAAUGUUUUAAACAAUGAUGUGACAUAUAUAAAAAGGAAACAUGGUCGAAGGAGAAUUCAGUGUUAAUACUGAGGUUAUUUGCCAGGCAUUCAGUGAUGGCAAACAAUUUAGCAAUCCAAUUAUAAACAUUUGCAAUAUUGAUUAACAAUAAAUUAGUAUAAUUGUAGAAGUGAGUUGUAUGCGGUGUAAUCUUUAGUCAUCCAGAAUUUUAUCCUGGACAUAAGUUUCUAUUGUUCUUACAAACUUUCUGUUUAACUACAUAACAUUCAAGUUGUAUUUACAAAAUAUCUAGAAGUAAAAAAUAAGUUAUUUCAACUUGUUUAGUAUACUAAACUUGUAUCAUUUGUGACAUGUAAUAUUGAAUAUAUUAUUUUUACAUGAAUGUUAUUUCAAAUCAGAUCUUUUAGAUUGUCUAUAGGUAAAAUAAUUGUACUAAUGUUUUAACUUAUAAAAGCUGUUGUUAAAUUUUUAAACUUUAUUUGUUGAUUAUUGGCACAUACUUGGCAAAAUUUAAAGGAAAAAAAAAUAAGUCAUAAUUUUGCCUUAUGCUUUUCUAAGUAAAGAUAAAGAUCCAAGAAUGUAAAUUACAUUGCAACACUUUCUUAUACAAAAUAAAAUGCUUUUCUUUUCAUGUUUUUUGUUUUUGUUUUUUUUUCGAAACCUUUUUGUUUAAUGUUAAGAUAAGUACAUGUAUUUUUCGAAUGUAAGAACAGAUUGUGAAAUGUUGUGAUGCAGAAUGAUAAAUAUAGGACUGUUGAUGUUAAAAGAAUGGUGCUAUAACAUUGUAUGUUAUUCAAGAACUCAUGUUUUACACAUAAUGUUUGAUAUGGUUAUAGAACAAAACUUAAUAUUGGUAAACCUGCCUCUGUUAACUUUUGUUAAAAUUAUAAAAGGUUACUUAAAAAGUAUAUAAACCACGAACCAAAAGCCUUGUUACAGGGGAUAAAUAUCUUACUAAAAAAAUGCAAUGUCAUGAAAGCAAUAACGUAAAUUCAGUAAAAAGGGUUUUGUUCACACAAUAUUCAGUAAGGGUUUUGUUCACACAAUAUUCAGUAAAAAGGGUUUUGUUUACAUAAUAUUCAGUAAAAAGGGUUUUGUUCUCACAAUAUUCAGUAAAAAGGGUUUUGUUCUCACAAUAUUCAGUAAAAAGGGUUUUGUUCUCACAAUAUUCAGUAAAAAGGGUUUUGUUCACACAAUAUUCAGUAAAAAGGGUUUUGUUUACACAAUAUUCAGUAAAAAAAAACAUAUCAAUUAUUGUAAUAUAGAAUGGCUUCAUGUUUGACAAUGUUCUAUUCUUAAAUCUACUUUUCUCAAUCAAACAAUCAAAAUAUUUUUAAAAUCCUACCGAUUUGCAGUUUGCAUUUUUUUCAUUGAUUGCUUUUUAUUGAGGGAUUUUGGUCUUUUGUUGACUAGUAUGAUAAUCAAAUUAUAAUCUGUUGGUUAACAGUACAACACAACUGCACAUUGUACAAAUUGUUUAUCCCUACAUCCAGUUUCUACAAAUUGAAUCUUAUUAUUGUGAUAGUGCUGUAUACUUUGAUAUGAGAUAGUGCUAAAAUGACUUUUAUUUUGAAAUUUAUACAUAAAUUUGUUAACUAGAAUAAUAAUUACAUGUAUUCUAUAAGCAGGUGUUCUACACAGAAUGUUAACAUGUUCUGUAAACAGUUAGAUGACAAAAGACUUUGUAACAUAAACAGUUUUAACUCUUUGACAAGGACAUAUUACGGGCACUCGAUGAUAUAUACAGCUUCUACUCAGAAUAUCUAAACAUUUCUAUAUAGAAAGCUUGAAUUCUACUCAGAUGUUUCAUUUACAGCUAGAAGGCUUUAAUGUUACUAUAGCAAUUUAACUAUGCAUUCAUCCUCCUAUACAAACAUGUCUCAUAACCUAUCUAUAAAAAUAAGUUGGUUAAAUUUUGUGCAAUAUAAACUUUUUGAACAUAAAACAUGUAUCAUUUUCCAGAAUUUAUAAGAACUUAAUGAUUAUAUCUUAUUAGCUGUAUGGUUUGCCCUGUAUAAGAGUAUUUGGGACUAAAAUGUUGUUAUAAUUUUGAAAUGUCUCUUAAAAGAACUAAAUCUUUCUCAUGAAAUGAUAUCUUCCCAAAAACUUCCUAGAAAAAGGACGAAAGGGAAAUUCGUCAUUAUUUCAAAAUAAUCCCAAUUCUUUAAUGAUGAAUAUUGGAUUUUAACAACCGUACUGAUGCAAGUUUUGUUUGGACAGUUUAUACAAGGCAAUAUAACAUUGUAUAUCAUAUUCCAUGAGACAAUAUUUACCUACCUGUAAGUUAUUUAUUUCAUCAUCUUUGUUCCUCCUUGUUUAUUUUUUUUUUCAAUUUUAUGGAAAUCCAAGAUGUAUGUGAUAUAAUAUAUUAUUACACUGAUACCUGUUGUUACCAUAAUUUGUAUAUAGUGUUAUAAGUCCAUUGUUGUUAAUAAACUGUUCAUUUUAUCAAA
This is a messenger RNA of Ruditapes philippinarum (Manila clam), 4380 nucleotides long. RefSeq names its product inositol 1,4,5-triphosphate receptor associated 1-like. NCBI's taxonomy places the organism in Eukaryota, Metazoa, Mollusca, Bivalvia, Venerida, Veneridae. Bases 16 to 1785 code for a protein of 589 amino acids. The transcript is spliced from 19 exons. The record is from RefSeq and is a predicted model, not a curated record.